AUGCCUAGUCUCUCUUACCCGCAGCAUUUAUUGCUUCUCUUGGCUGUUGUUCAGCGUUCCCUUUGCGCUGAUGUUAACGUUUCCAUCCCUCUCGUCGCCCCUUCGACGGCCCCAGUCAUUUCACCCUCUUUAGUAUCAUUCUCUAUUGAACAAGAUCGCUGGACAGAUUGGGUUGGGACAACUUCGAGAAAUCAAUUUUUCUUUAACACUCUCGACAACUUGAGAGCACUUACUGGAGAGCCACCACAGAUCAGAAUUGGAGCGAACAGUGAGGAUCAUACAGACUUUUCGGAGAACGUACAGUUCUCACAAGCCACCUUCCCUGCCAUAAGCGCCACUGUUCCAUAUCCCGAGGCCUCAAGCAUCAUCGUUGGCGAUGGAUUUUACGAGGCGGCACAAUUUCUCCCACCAAAUACUCACGUCAUUUGGGGACUAAAUCUCGGUCAGAAUAAUGUGACUGCAGCAUUCCUAGAAGCGAAGUCCCUAGUUAAAGCCUUUGCGUCAUCACCUAUCAAAGAUUCCGGCAUCACACUCGACGCAAUCGAGAUUGGCAACGAAGCCGAUUUAUACUCGAAUAACGGACUUAGAAGCAGUACGUAUACAUCAACACAAUACGUCAAAGAGUGGAUUCAGUUCGCGACAAAUGUCACAGCAGCCGCUCAGCUUUCGUUGUCUUCAUCAUCCCCUAAGUUCUGGGGCGCUGCCUUUGCUGGAUCCUCUCACUCUACGUCCGGGUUCUCUCCUCAAGCUAUCUUCAGCGAAGGUAUACUGUCCUCGGCUCCAGGUGCUCUUAUAUCUACUAUUUCUGAGCAUCGCUACAGUGGAUCGUUCUGUUCCGGAAGUGGAGGUCUUUUGCAAGAUUUAAUGACCAAGAGCACUAUAAGAAGCAAUCUUACACAAUUUACCCCUGAUAUUAGUGCUACCCACGCAAAGGGUCUGGAUUAUGUCCUCGGCGAGACCAACAGUUACUCAUGUCAUGGUGCUCCCGGAGUUAGCAAUACUGCAGGCGCUGCAUUGUGGACAUUGGAUUACCUUUUAUUUGCAACCCAGAUCGGUAUUUCUAGGGUGUUCUUCCAUGAGGGCAUUGGCUUCAAAUACAACCUGAUCCAACCACUCACCCUGACACGUUCCACUUUGGAUGGUUCACCUCUCGCAACGCCUUUACCACCCCACAUCCAGCCCCAAUACUACGCAGCUAUCAUUGCUGGCGAGGCCAUUGGAAGCACAGGCAACACACGAGCAGUCGAGUUGUCGAUCAAUAAUGCACGAAUCUCUGGAUAUGCCUUUUACGAGGAAGAUACAUUGGCGCGAGCCAUUUUAAUCAACUCGCAGGCGUUUUUCACGACAGAUAAGACCAAUCGCACUAGCACUCAUGUUGAUCUGGCUAUUUCGGGUAGUGGUGCACCAACAGAGAUGACUGUUAAGCGUCUCUUUGUUCCCCACGCCGAUGAUACCACUGGCUUAACUUGGGGUGGUCAGACCUAUGAAACAAGCGACGCAAGAGUUUCUGGGAGCCUGCAGGUCGAAACCGCCAGUGUUUCUGACGGUGUCGAUAUUCAAGAAACAGAAGUCGUCAUGCUUUCUUUCCUUUGA
Psilocybe cubensis is the source of this 1593-nucleotide messenger RNA. RefSeq lists its product as uncharacterized. The transcript has 9 exons. The record is from RefSeq and is a predicted model, not a curated record. Bases 1 to 1593 code for a protein of 530 amino acids. Lineage: Eukaryota; Fungi; Basidiomycota; Agaricomycetes; Agaricales; Agrocybaceae.